Messenger RNA from Symbiodinium natans, 1152 nucleotides. The record is from the annotation of a GenBank genome assembly. NCBI's taxonomy places the organism in Eukaryota, Dinophyceae, Suessiales, Symbiodiniaceae.
AUGCCGUUAAUAGCAAUGUUUGUGAAAGCUGAGAUGGAGGGAGUAGAACGAUUGGUCUUCCCGAAUGAUGAAACCUGGAAGCUGGACGUUCAGCAAUCUGGUGGAACGGAAGUCAGGGAAGGGGUCACCAUUGACCCAACCAAUGAGGAGGAGAUUCCCAACAGCAAAGGGACAGCCAAUUUCUUGAUCAAGUGGGAGGGUGCCAAGGCUCCCUCAUCAAUCAGCGUAAUGACGCCCUCCAGAUCUACUCCAAUAAAGGAUAAAGAUGUGAAGGACAAGACCCUAGGAGAGUACUCAGAGGGAGGCACUAUGCAGCCGGUGGCUGUCUUCGACUGUCGAGGAGCUGAGCCGGUGAAGUGGUACCCUCUGGGAGUUACUGUCGAGACGAGUUGGGGAAAGUUUGAGAACGUCGACCUGUCAGAUCCGGAUGGAUGGAUGGAGUGCAGCGAAAACGGUGACACAGCCACAGUCGCUGAGGUCCAGUUCGAGUUCCGCGUAGUGAAGAUGUCAGAGGACGGUGCCACAAGAGCAGUCGAGUCCAGCUUCUCCAGCUGCAUUCUCCGUGUCGUGAACCUGCUCGGGGAUGCGGAUACAACUGGUGCAGUUGCGGGGCAGAUGGCUGGUGCUCUGUAUGGUUGGCGCGGCGUUGCUGGUGAUGAGUGGGGGCGAUCCCGUCUUUGUGACCUGCAACAGUGGGAUCCGUAUGCCGAAAUCGGUGUUCGUGCUGCGCUGCUGUAUCAUGUCUUUCCGGCUGGCAGAGAGGUUCAGCUGCGGCAGCGCGAGGGGCAUGCAACCAUUCGGGUCUUCGACCAUCCCGACGAGCAAGCCCGGUCGCUCAUCGGGGAGAUCAAGUCCGAGACAUGUGUGCAACAGAUGAGAUUAUCCGGGAACUUCGCCAAGGUAAUGGGAAAGGACCUCAACGAUCAGGACAUCUCUGGUUGGGUUGGCAUCAAGAACGUGGUGCCACUCGGAGAGAAGUGGGACUUCAGUGAAGAAGGCUCCGACGAAGACAAUGCUCCACCGGAUGCUGGGUAUGCCAGUGCGGGAAGGAGUACUGUUUCUCCAAGCGCAUCGCAUGAAAGAGGAUCUGCUUCAAGGAGGUCCUUGACAACGCCUCCGCCGGCACUGGGAAGCCGUGGCUACCCUGUGUAG